Molecule: messenger RNA, 3349 nt
Organism: Rubroshorea leprosula
Lineage: Eukaryota; Viridiplantae; Streptophyta; Magnoliopsida; Malvales; Dipterocarpaceae
Source: the annotation of a GenBank genome assembly
GUUAAAUCGGCAAUCUAUCAGUUUUUCAGUCUAGGGUUAGGUUAAAGGUGAAACCUUUGGUACACCGAUUGGAUUGAUAAGCUGCUUGAGGAAGAGACAAAGUCAAAGCAGCAGAGUUCUUCAGAUGAUGUUAUGGCUCAGCACAGUCCUCAGUUAGGUACAUUCGUGAUGUAGGGUGCUUUAUCUCUGGUUUAUGUGGAGAUAAAACUGAGGAACUGUAUAUAGCAUUGAGAAGAAAGAAAAAUGAUACGUGAAUUGGUGUCUUACAUGCGACAGACAUGGAUGCUGAAGUGGUAGAGGUAGGGCAAGAAAAGGGGGAUAAUCCUCUGGCAGUAAAUGCUGACGCCAGUAAGGCUGAUGAACAGAAUGUGACUAGGAAUUCAACAGUGUUUGAGAUAGUUAAUCAUGAUGACAAUGGGGGAGCUAAACCGCAUGUGGGCAUGGAAUUCAAGUCGGAAGAGGCAGCCAAGAAUUUCUAUGAUGAAUAUGCUAGGCAUGUGGGUUUUAGCACCCAUGUUGGCCAGUUCACUCGCAAUAAACCUGAUGGGCCAAUUGCAACUUGGGAUUUUUCAUGUUCCAGGGAGGUUUUUAAGAGGAAGAAUGUUGAAAGCUGCAAUGCAAUGCUUAGACUAGAGAGGAAGGACACAGAAAAGUGGAUUGUAACUAAAUUCAUAGAGGACCAUAACCAUUCUAUGACGACUCCUAGUAAGGUCCGCUACCUUCAUCCUCGUAGGCAUUUUGCUGGAGCCACAAAGAAUUCUCCUGAAACAUUGGAUGUUUCAGUAGAUGGAAACAAUGGUUCUUAUGAUCCAAAUCAUGUUAGGAGUGCCUCCCCUGUUGAACCUAGUUGCUCUGUUAAGAAUUUUGGGCCUACAAACCAUGUUAGAGCUCUCAGCAGAAAGAGAACCCUAGGUAGAGACGCUCAAAAUCUUCUAAGCUAUUUCAAGAAGAUGCAAGCUGAAAACCCUGGCUUCUUUUAUGCAAUACAGCUUGAUGACGAUAAUCGAAUGACUAAUGUUUUCUGGGCUGAUGCAAGAUCAAGGACAGCUUAUAAUUACUUUGGAGAUGCAGUUAUUUUUGACACCAUGUACAGACCAAACCAUUAUCAGGUUCCAUUUGCUCCAUUCACUGGUGUAAAUCAUCAUGGCCAGACAGUGUUGUUUGGUUGUGCAUUACUGCUAGAGGAGUCCGAGUCUUCCUUUACAUGGUUGUUUCAGACAUGGCUAUCUGCAAUGAAUGAUCGGCAUCCUGUUUCAUUUACCACAGAUCAAGAUCGAGCCAUUCAAGCAGCAGUAGCACAGGUGUUUCCAGAAACUCACCACUGCAUUUGCAAGUGGCACAUCUUGAGAGAGGGCCAAGAAAGGUUGGCGCAUAUAUAUCUUGCUCAUCCUUCGUUCUAUGGUGAGCUUUAUACCUGCAUAAACUUCUCUGAGACAAUUGAAGAUUUUGAAUCAUCUUGGUGCUCUCUUCUUGAUAAGUAUGAUCUCCAAAAGAAUGAGUGGCUUCAGGCAGUGUACAAUGCUCGUAAACAGUGGGCCCCAGUUUAUUUUCAUGGCACUUUCUUUGCUGCACUUUCUUCAAACCAAGGAGUUACCUCCUUUUUGGACGGGUAUGUGAAUCACCAAACUACCAUACCAAUGUUUUUCAAGCAGUAUGAGAGGGCUCUAGAACAUUCUCUAGAGAAGGAAAUAGAAGCUGAUUAUGAUACAAUAUGCACCACACCGAUACUGAAGACACCAUCACCAAUGGAACAACAGGCAUCAAGCCUUUAUACAAAGAAAGUUUUUGCAAAGUUUCAGGAGGAACUAGUUGAAACUUUUGUGUAUACUGCAAACAAGAUUGAGGGUGAUGGGGUAGUCGGUAAGUACAGGGUUGCAAAAUAUGAGCAUGAUCACAAGGCAUACAUAGUCAUGUUGGAUGUUUCUGAGAUGAAAACCAGUUGUAGCUGCCAGAUGUUUGAAUACUCGGGCAUUCUCUGUCGACACAUAUUGACUGUCUUCACAGUGACAAAUGUCCUCACCCUCCCAGCUCAUUAUAUAUUGAAGCGAUGGACAAGGAAUGCCAAAUGUUGGGUUGAGGUAGAUGAGCAGAAAACAGACCCUCAUGGUAUUGAGACUCUAACCAUGCGCUUCAAUAACUUAUGCCGGGAAGCCAUUAAGUAUGCAGAGGAAGGGGCAAUUGCUAAUGAAACAUAUAAUGCUGCCAUUAGUUCUCUUAGAGAGGCUGGGAGAAAGAUUGCUGCUAUGAAGAAGAAUGUAGCUAAAGUCACACCUAGCUCUCAGGGUAGUGGACAUAUUCACAAAGAUGAUAACAAUAAAACACCUCCACCAGUCUCUGACAUGGUUCCAUCCUUGUGGCCGUGGCAAGAUUCAGCUCCUCACUGCUUCAAUCUUAAUGAUGUUGGUGUUCCUGUUUCUGAUCUAAAUCAACACAGCAUGGGUCCCGUGUCUAUUCAACAUGACAGUGGCCAUCCUGAUAGUACGGUGGUUCUUACUUACUUUAAGUCCAUGACUUGGAUCAUAGAAAAUAAGAGUGCAACUCCAGCUGGUAAAGUAGCUGUCAUAAACUUGAAGCUGCAAGACUAUGCCAAGAAUCCAUCAGGAGAGACAGAAGUGCAAUUUAGGCUAACAAAGGUCACACUAGAGCCUAUGCUGAGAUCAAUGGCCUACAUCAGUCAGCAGCUCUCAACACCCACCAAUAGAGUUGCUGUCAUAAAUCUGAAGGCUUCUGUACCAUAUAUUCCAAUCAUUAAGGAGUGAGCCUAGAGCUUGCCUGAAAGCUGGAGGAGUUUGAGCCUCUAGAUUCUUGCUUUCCUGUACAGCAAUAUACAGUGAUUUUUUGGACUCAUUACUUCAAUGUUUUACUCAGCUUCAAGAUACAACAACAACUACUGGAGAAACAGAAGUGAAAUUUCAAGUAUCAAGAGAUACAUUGGGUUCUAUGUUGAGAUCAAUGGUCUACAUCCGUGAGCGACUCUGAUAAUUAGUGCUUAAUUCAGACGGCAAUGCCUAUAUGCAGGAGGGUAUAUUGGCACAGAGCCUCAAAACCAUACCAGAGCCAGCUAUCCAUAUGUGGAAACUACAGGAGUGGAGCCAUUGCAGGUUGGCGACAUUUGGUCUAUUACUUUAUAACAUGUUAAAUGUUGGAUUGACAGAAUCUGGGUAGUUAUAGUUUAGGUAGGUAAUUAUUAUUCUUCUUUUUAACUUCUAGAUAAAUACAUGAGUGCUUUUUACUGGGAGCUGAUUUUGUAAAUGUAAGCUGUGAACACGAUCCUUAUUCAAUGAGUGUUGCAAAUAUUCUGUAUUUUUCGGCUUCUUCACCCAGCAAUUCACUGGGUUAUCGCCCUCAU